UUGGAUUUCAACUUCAUAACACAUUAUUUUUUCGAUCGAUGGGUUUACCGACCCCAUGGCCGGUGGUAUCGUUAUCUUCCACGGAGAAACGAUUCUGUGAAAGAGUUCAACUAUGAAGCAGGAGGCUCGUUGUCUGAGUUUAAAGAGGAAAUGGCCAGCGAGCCAUUGCAGCUUCACGAGGAAGCCAAUAUUUCCGCUCCGAAAUUGUGGAUGGCGUGGCUGUACCGCGAUCUAAGUGGUGAGCCAUACUGGACAAAGAAGCGCGUUAUGAAGCUCUUCGGCACUGAUUUUGUGGUUGGACGAAUGGAUGUGUUUCCGAACACAUCCGCUUUCAACGAGGAAUUAUGGCACAUAAAGCACCUUAUUGAGUUGAAACCUAUAACAUUUCCUGAUGGAGAGCCAACUUCCGACGAUAUUAUGGAUUUGUUUCAUAAUAGAUUACAACACUCUGUUAUCAUAAUAUUGCAGUGGUCACCGAAAGAGUUGACUAGUCAGCUAGCAAGUAAGUACUAUGGAUGCAAAGAUGUGUUCGAGACCAACGUCUAUACGAACGCCAACAUCAGCAUUGUAAAAUGA
Messenger RNA from Angiostrongylus costaricensis, 576 nucleotides. The record is from the annotation of a GenBank genome assembly. NCBI's taxonomy places the organism in Eukaryota, Metazoa, Nematoda, Chromadorea, Rhabditida, Metastrongylidae.